AUGUUGAGCCUUAUUAACGAAAUCACGAGGAAAACAAUAGGAAUAGGCGAUACAAUUUGCAAAGUAAUGAGUUCAAGCCGAAACUCGUCACACAUUGCCAAUAGGUCGAAUACGCAACAUAUAAUGUUCCUCACGGAAGAUAAGAGCAGUUUCAAGCUUGCUAUUAGGCAAUAUGUGUCGCAGUGGUUGCGGUUAAUGCAUGAGAAGCUCUGGCAGCUUGAGCUUUCCAGGAAGGAUAUUAACAGCAUCGAAAGCGUCAUCACAAAUAAGGCUGAUGGCAUGUUUCUGUAUGCUCAACUUGUUCUUGAUUACCUAUCGAAGAACGUUUUCUUCGGCGGCAAGGAGAUGAAAGCAUCCAUUGACGAUAUUCCGAAGGAGCUGUCCGAGUUCUACAGGGAGGUACUUCUUCAGAUACUCGUCCAGCUGAACCCAUGGUCUGCUGAUCGCAUCAGGUGCAUAUUUGGAUGGAUCGCUUUUGCCAAACGACCUCUAAAGAGGAUAGAAUUCCACUCCGCCUUGAUAUUCAGCCCUGGCAGCUCGAACGUCACCAACCUAGUGCCACAAUAUGUUUUGGACAUAUGCGAAGCAUUGGUAGAGGAGCGGCCGGACACAACGUUAACUUUCGUACACAUCUCAGUCAAAGAGUACGUUCAGGCACAAACCGCGGAUACCAUCAAUCAUGUUUUACUAAAGAAUGUCUCAGAUUUCUUCAGUCAUCGUCAAGAAGUUUUGUCAUUGAAGAGACUGAAGUUGUGA
Messenger RNA from Colletotrichum gloeosporioides, 756 nucleotides. RefSeq lists its product as uncharacterized. The record is from RefSeq and is a predicted model, not a curated record. Lineage: Eukaryota; Fungi; Ascomycota; Sordariomycetes; Glomerellales; Glomerellaceae. The coding region runs from base 1 to 756 and encodes 251 amino acids. The transcript has 3 exons.